Siniperca chuatsi (mandarin fish) is the source of this 9454-nucleotide messenger RNA. It is a transcript of the gene dact1, whose product is annotated as dishevelled-binding antagonist of beta-catenin 1. Gene Ontology annotation, biological process: regulation of Wnt signaling pathway, planar cell polarity pathway; negative regulation of canonical Wnt signaling pathway; negative regulation of JNK cascade. Gene Ontology annotation, cellular component: cytoplasm. The coding region runs from base 1154 to 3880 and encodes 908 amino acids. The record is from RefSeq and is a predicted model, not a curated record. The transcript is spliced from 7 exons. NCBI's taxonomy places the organism in Eukaryota, Metazoa, Chordata, Actinopteri, Centrarchiformes, Sinipercidae.
AAUUUAUUUCUACUUCCUGCUCCAACACGAAUCGUUUUUAGGUUCAAGAGUUAGUGUCCGAGCUGACGGCGUGAUGAAGAAGCAGAAGAGUAGAGCUGCAACAAUCAGAAAAUCCAGCAUCGGACCCAUAAAGUCCUGGACUUCAGCAACCUUCAGACUGACGACAGCACAGCUAAACCAGCGCCAGCGAUCAGGUUAUUGAUCUUUCAGUGAGACAAAUAAAAGACGUCUUUCUUCCCUUUGGAGAGGAAUCUUGGAAGACAGAUGAGUCAGAAAAGGACGACGUCGUGUCAUGUGACGUUCAUGUUUCCACGUGUGAAAUGUGAUAUUUUAUGUGAAAUGUCUGUAAGUGAAUGAAUGUCGAAUGUGUACUAAUACCCCGUAAAUACAGCGCUGCAUUCAAAAUGUACUUCAGUAAAAGUGCAAAAGUAUCUGCAUCAAAAUAAACUUAAAGUGCCAAAAGUCAAAGUUCUCCUCCUGCAGAAUAAUAAAUAUCAUAUGACUGGAUUAUAACUGUUGAUGCAUUAAUGUGUUCAUCGCUUUGCUGCUGCAGCUGCACCUCCAGCUGUCCGAGGAAUUCACAUUUCAGCUCUGAUUUGUCUCCUGAUAGAAAUAAAGAGCCUCUUAUUUUGAAGGUGCCUACAGGAACUGCAUGUCUUCGUUGUUGCUGACGUCACACAGCUCGGUCAGUCGGCAGCGUGGAGGGGGCGGGGCUUACCGGACUCGGUGCCGCUGCGAUGCUGUCGGUCAGUGUGGACGGAGCUUCAGGAGCAGCGGCAGCGGGACCGAGUUCAGCCCGACUCUCCGCUUCUUUCUGCCGGAUCCACUCACCGCUGCUGCCCCGGGGCAUGCCGGGACCUACCUGGACACCUACCUGACCGGACCCGGGACUGAUUCACCGGAUUAAUUGGACCUGUUUGUGCGCAGGAGGACCGUUAGACCACCAGUUGAUUCUGAGAGCUGCAGAGGAGACCAGUCUGAGGAUCUGAGUCUGGAUUCACUUUCUGACCGGGUCCGUUUAACCCGGUUUAUUAACCCGGGUUUAUUAAACCAGCUGAGCGCUCCGCUCCGCACAAUGCAGUCCAGGUCCUGCAGAUCCUCCGGACCCUGAAGCUGCAGAGACCCCGACCCACCGGAGAGUCUGACGGAGGAGAUGCUGCUGUCCGCCGCCUCCCGGCGGGACAGAGCCGCUGCUGACGCGGAGGCGGCGGAGCGGCUGCGCUCGGUGCGGGAGCGGCUGGAGGCCACCGUGUCCGGGCUCGGGGAGCUGGAGUACCUGCGGCAGCGGCAGGAGGUGCUGGUCCGGGCCGCGCUGGAGCUCCGGGAGGUGGUGGAGACGGUGGUGGACGCGGAGGAGGAGGAGCGGAGGAGGGAGGCCCAGCUGAGCUCCGAGGAGAAGCUGCUGGAGGAGAACAUCCUGCUGCUCCGGAAACAGCUGAACUGUCUGAGGAGGAGGGACGCUGGUCUCAUCAGUCAGUUACAGGAGUUGGACCGACAGAUCAGUGACCUGCGAUUGGACACCGAGGCGUCACAUGACCAGCUGGAGACCGACAGCCGACCCAGCUCAGGUUUCUAUGAGUUGAGUGACGGGGCGUCCGGCUCUCUCUCUAACUCGUCCAACUCGGUCUUCAGUGAGUGUUUCUGUUCGAUGGCGGACGCUGAUGGACGCCUCCUGUCUGCAGAUGAGCUGGCCAGCUGUUUGGAGUGUGAUGGUUUGGUGGGAGGACUUUGUGAUGACUCGUCUUUUUCUGGUACAGUCCGCCGCUCGCUCUCGGCUCCUCACCCACCCACCUUGGACCCUGUCUCCUCAGUGGCCUCCUGUGACCUGGCCUUUAAGUACCACUGCGACCUGGUGGCCCGAAACGGCAGUGAUGUUUACCGCUACCCAAGCCCACUGCACGCCGUGGCCGUCCAGAGCCCCAUCUUCCUGCAGAUGUUGGGUCACGGAGGUCACAGCAUAGACGAACGGCUUCUUAAAAACAUUGAGGCUGGUGUUGAAGGACUCAAACCAGAAUCUUCUCCUCUUUCCGCAUCUGUUUCAGCUCCUCUUGUACCUCAGAGCUCCUCUUGGCCCGUCCCCUUGUCUUCUUCCUCCCAAACUCCUUCCCAUAAGCGACUGGACAGCUACAUCUACAGUCUGCUGCAGCGCAGGGUCCUGCCCGUCAGGACCAGCAGACCCAGGACCAGCAUCAACACUGACCCGUCAAAGAGCAUCCUGAGGCAAGCCAGUCUCAGUGUAAGGCAGGUGUCUGGUCCCAGCUCUGGGUCUGGUUUUGGGACUCUGAGGGGUUCUGAACUCAAACCCUCCUGGCCAGCUGGAGGAGCAUCAGCAGAAGGGGCCGCCACCUCGUCUCCUCAUAGGCAGUGGUCUGUGGAAAGUAAAUCUGAAGAGAAGGAGACCCAAAAUGUUUUCCCUGAUGGCAGUGUUGACAUAAUGCAGAAUGGCUUCAAGAUUAACAACAGUGACUUGGCACAAAACCAGAACAGCUCUCCUAUUUGUAAUGGCAUCCAAAAUGGCUCUUCUCUCACUAACAAGGACAUUAAUACAAGCACUAACAGUCUGCUGAAAAAGAACAGCAAACGGCUUCUUCCUCCCUCAGCAGUGUCCCCAGCUACUCUGCCUAAAGACUGCAGGGAGCUGGACAUUCCCAAAGCUAACUCUUCCCCCAAAGAGACCAAUCAGCCAUGUUAUCCUCCUGACCAGGAACUGCUCCUCAAAUCACCCCCAAUUGUCAACACACUAUCAGCUACUCCCAAGAACAGCUCUAAGCCUCUCCAACCUGGCCAGACAGAGAAGGCUGAUAGGUCAGUGCUGGAGAUAGCCAGUCUAGAUUCUUCCCCCCAGAGUCAGGACGAAGGUGGCAGCAAGAAUGUCAAGACUCGGUGUGGGGACGUCAAACUCCGCAAGGGUGGCAGCAAGAAUGUCAAGACUGUCAAGGUGAAGACCACCAUGACGAUGAAGAUGAGUCUGGCCUCUGAACACAAUGUGCUUACGUCAGAGAGAAGAGGUGAUAAAUCCCACCACAGGUCCAGUUCUAAAAAGUCCCGGCUAUUGGAAGAUGGAGGCUCCAUCCACAUUAAAGUCUCCAAGAGAGCAGCUAGUGGUGGCAGUGUGCAUGGGGUGUCCUCCUCCAGAAUCAAACGCCUCCCUGCAUCCAUCCCAGAAGGCCGAGUUCUGGACAAACACACCACAUCAACACUAACCAGUGUGCGGUCAGGUGCAUCCAGGCACCAUCACCAUGGUCACCACCACCACCACAGUGGUAACCAUCACCAUCAUGGUCACCACCAUCAUCAUCAUCAUGGACGCGACCAGGUCGUGGUUGUUGCCAAACCGAAAUACAAACGAAAUGAUUACCGGCGGUUGCGUGCGAUCAUGGAGGUACCGUAUGAUGAGGCAUUCAGGCGUGCUCAGCGGCGUCAGAGAAAGGAACUGUUGAGCCAUUCUGCAGCCAACCUGUGCCUCCCCUCCGAUGGGCAGUUGAGCAGCCCAUACUCCUAUGUGGCAGGAAGUGACUCAGAGUAUUCAGCCGAGUGUGCGUCGCUCUUUCACUCCACCAUCGUGGACACCAGUGAGGACGAGAGGUCAAACUACACCACAAACUGUUUUGGAGACAGCGAGUCCAGCGAGGAGGAGUACGUGGAAGAGAGCACCACCACGAGUGAUACUGAGGAGAGUGGAGGAGGCGGGGCUGGGGGAGGGACAGGUGGAACGGGCAGGGGGUGGAGCCACUUAGGGGCAGCUGGGACCAGGGCCGUAGGGCAGGGAAUGACUCCAGCUCAGACGAAGGCCUUCGUCAAGAUCAAGGCCUCUCACAACCUGAAGAAGAAGAUCCUUAGGUUCAGGUCGGGUUCUCUCAAACUCAUGACCACCGUGUAAGUCAGCAGGAGGAGGGCAAAUGCCCUGCCACCCCCCUGCCAAACUGGACCAGAGCCAUAUCUGUUGGGAUGCCUUACCCAUGCACUUCUAGUGUACCUAAACCAAACCCAACUGUGAACCACACUUAAUGGAAAAGCAGACAGUACUGUGGUGGAACAGGUGCUGCAUGGUACACUUAUGAAGUGGAAAAACACUUUUCUACACUGACAUUUAAACCAACCCCAAGCCUCUUUAGCCUGAGAGACAAAGCCAAAUCAGUCAUCCAUCUUUGUAAAAGCAUGCGUGACAUUUUUCCUGACUGAUCCCCAACAAGAAAACAAACAGUCCUUAUGGAUUUUUUUCUUUACUAUCUCUUCAUAUCCUGUGUUACUCUUUAGUUUUUGGUCAGGAGGUACAGUUGCCUUCAAACACAACCUUCCACAUUCACCAGUCGAGUCCAUCUGAACGACCCAGUGUUGUGGUGGUCCACUUUGCCUGGUUGGUGGUCCAGCCACCAGUCUCUGACAAGUUGUGACCUGCGGAGGUUAGUCACCUCUGUUGCCUUCUCUUCUUGUAUUCUUCUUAAUGUUUAAAUGCUAAAAAGGGAACAAGGAGGAAUCUUGUGGUGUACAUUUUUGUUGUCAGUAGCCAUGCAACAGUGCUCUUGCAAGUUACAUAAGCUACUUGAUUAGCAACCAUAUCAUCUUAUCAACUUCCUGUGUCUAAAUUUACUUUCAUGUGGAUCAUUCACGUGGAAAUUUGAGGACACAACUUAAACUUCAAGCGGUUUAACUUGUUAGAAAGCCACACUACAUACCACAGCACUGUGUUGUUUACAUGGUCUCUGUGGGUAAACACAAUUAACACCAAACAUUUGAAGGCGUGAACUCAGUUCCUUUUUGUCAAACCCAGUUUGUGAUAUCAAACAAAUCAACAUGGCUGCCCAAACAGUAAAAAUGUAUCACUUAAAGUAGUUUGCACACUUUUAAAAACACUUUUAACAUUUUCUUAAUGACAUAAAUCAAUGGUUAUGUCCGCAUGGAUCAAAUUGUAUCUCUGUGCAAGUUUCUGGUUCUUACAAGCAGCCAAUCAAAUAAACCUCUAACUUCCUGUAUUCAGGAUAAGAGCAGCAUUAGAUGCUUUUAGGAAACUACUGUUUGGGUUGGUUUGGAGUUCGGAUUUAGCCAGUCAAAUUGGCCUCCUUCUCUUCCCCUCUUUCUUACCUGGCCCAUCAAGUGCCUCGGCUGACGUAAACCUGGCUGUUAGUAAGACCUGAGAGGAGAGAUCAAGGUCUCGGUCUGCUUCAAACUAAGCAUUUGGUACGACAUGUAGUGUGUCCACGUCUGCAGUCAAAGUGUUUCUGUCUGUUGCGAGUUACCACACUUGAAGGUGGGGUGAAAGGCCUGCCGUCACAGCCUCCUCCUGGCUGCAUCCCACUGCCUCCCAGAUCUCUCUUCAACAACUCUGUCUUUUGUGCGUCUUUGUAGAAAGGCUGGACCACCAACCAGGCAAAGUGGGCAACUGCCCAGGGGUCCCGGACUGUCCGGGGCCCCAAGGCCUCAGGUUGUCUAUGUGCAAUUUGGCAAUGACUUUGUGAUCAUCUCAUUCAUUACAAAUUAGUUUGAUAAUAUGCACCACUAAAGCAAAAUUGAAAAACAAAUGGUACCAAAUGGCUCCUGAGGCCCCUGUCUUUUAAUGUUUCCGUUGACAUUUUGCUCUCAUGGAGCAAAUCCUUAAACAAAUGUCUGUUAUCAAAAUACCCAAACUAACUUACACGCUGUACAGCAAACCGGAGCAGGAUCGUAUUCCAGUGUAAAAAUACUGGUUGGUUUAUGGGAGUCUCCGCAAAAUGGGUUGGGGGAACGUGUGUGUUUGAGGUUAGUCUAUAAGGGUCCAUAGCAAAAUUUUGCCCCAGGACCCCUAACAGAUUAAUCAGCCCAGCUUUGUAGUCUUGAGGCCAUGAAUUGUACAAAUUGGAGAGCACACUUUCAGACAGUCUCUCCUCGAAGACAUUCAUGGUAUUGCACUCAGUUGUUCACAUGAAAAGUAACAGAAAUAGUUGUGUGAAGAAUGAAAACAGAGAGCUGAGAGAGAGGUUUAAACUCUCCUCCUUUCUCACCUUCACACAGCUGAUCAAUCACUGCGUAAAGUGGGAACUUGGAAAGGGGAUUUGAGAAGCUGUCAGAAAAUCCAACAAACAUUUUGUUUGAAGCAUACUGAGGCCUUAAGUGUUUCUAUUGGACCACAUUCUCUGGUCUCUGGUAGAAGUGGGGCUUUAGUCUUCAGAGAGUUGUUUGGAAAGUUCUUCAGGUGGUUCCUCAAAUGUUUCUUAAGACGUCUGUUAACGUCUCCAGAGGGUUCUUCAGAAGUUUGUCCAGAAGGUUCUUCAAAUGUUUCUAAGUUGGUUUAUCUUGCUGCAGUAAUCUCCUUAUUUUCUGCACUUUGAGACAAGCUGUCAGUGGACAGGACAGACGGUGUAAUCCUGUUAAUUUGUUUUUUGUAUGUAGCCUUGUUUUGUAUUUAUUAUCACACGAACUUUGCCCUUCGUUGUAGCGCACCGACACGGCACACCAAACGUCUGUAAGUGCUUCUCUUUUUAUUAGACAGUCCUGAUUUAAGUUGCUAUUUUUUGAUGAAAGCUAUUUAAAACCUAAUAUAUUUGCUUGGUACAUAUUGGAUACACACAUGGUACUGACUGACAGCUGGUCGCGGUGGAUUGUUCCUGAGCUGCAGUUUAUAUAACAUUUAUACACUAAGUCUGAUGUGUCUUUCUUAAAGGGAAAAUCCGGCACCUUUUAUGUGGAUGUCCAGUCAGUGUUGAUGGUAAAUGUAGUCCAUUUAAGCAACAAAUUCCUCAGUGUAUGCUAUAUUGACCGAGAAAGCCGAGUUCUCCUCAGCGCAACAGCCACUGGAGCUGUGCCAGCAGCGCCUACGAGUACCAGGAUGCAUUGCGCAUGAGCUUCUGACACCCACGCUCACCCAGCGGUUUUCCAUAUAACAAGCUAACCGAGUCUACCUGCACUUCUAUUGUUAACAUCACCACAAUAACCGCUUCGAAACCAAAAACCUGACCACCCCACAUGUUCACGCAGGAAUCUGAUCCGUAUUGGCAUCGGCCUCACUGCCCAGCAGGCCACUAACGUUGCAGCUUUAUGGUCUGAGCAAGCUAGCUGACGCAAAUGCUAGCUCAAAGAUGCUCUGGCUAGCUGCUGCAGUAACGUUAAUAAAGCUCCACAAAAUAUGAAAAAACAGUUACCGGCGUUCAACAUACUACUCUCGUUAUUUAGUUAGGCUUCAAAUGAGGCUUAACAUUCACACAGUUUCUCUUGACUGUCCCUCAAUAUCACAACAUUAGUCUAACAUCGCCCGGAGUACCACCUGUAGCCUAUAACUUAUAACGUUAGCUGAUUACUUUGUUGGCCAAAACAUAGCGUUCGGUGACAAGAAUACUCACUCAUCUGCCCUCUCGGCCCUCCUAGUCUUGGUUGUCUUUUUCCAGUUUAUCUUUGGGAUCAUGAAGAAGGUCUCCAGCACACCAUCUGUCCAAGUGAGGAAUAUAACUUUCAUGCAUAGUAACGCACACACGGGGUUGUCGUCGGCAACAUCGUCCAACAAAAACUGCCCAUGCUGAAAUUCAUUGCAGCAGAAUGAGUCAGUUUCUGUUGGCAUCGGAGGGCAAUUUGAGCAAAGGCAGCACCAGUCGCUGUUUGCUUUCGCCGGUUCAGGUUCUGGAUGGUCCCCGCCAGCCAUGUCCUCUUGCACGGCUAAUGUAGCCGCAGCGUCGGCCUCUCUCCGCUGCAUUUCUUCGGCGAAUACUUUGGCUCAGAAUAUCUGAGUCAGCAAAAACACUGUAGAUGGAUCCUCAUUCAUAACAGCCUUUGCACACAUACUUAUUUUGGGACGGCAUUUUCGCUGUUGGAAACGUAGCUAGUUUGCAAUACAAGCGAAGACAACAAGGAAGUUCUGUUUUUGUGCGGCAUCUAGAGCACGGCCCCCGGCUAGCCAGUCGCGGAAGCUAGAAAUCCAAGCUGAAAUCGUUUGUAGUUCUUCCGUACCUCCAAUUACGUCACUGGAUGCAGGAAGAACUACUUUACAAAGUUAGCUAUCUUUGUCAAUGUAAUAUGCACUGAGGAAUUUAUUGCUUCAAUUAACUACAGAUACCAUCAAGACUGACUGCACAUCCACUUAAAAAGCACCCGAUUUUCCCUUUAACACUUUCACCUCCGAUGCCGUAAUAACCUACUUAUACAGCAUUUAGAUCUUUGGGUGAAAACCAGACCAACUUUUGUUGUUUUAGUAGAGGUUUUUAUCGUAACUGUUAGGUGAGUUUUGGUGAUUCUCCUGCUUUCAGAUCAAUAAAAUGAUGACCAGAAACGUUUUCUCAGUUGCAAACAAAAUGGAUGCCGAGGAGACACAUGUUGAUUCAAUUGAAAGGAUUUAAUAUGUUGCUGGUUCUUUUUCAAAUCUGCUACGAUGUGAAAUAACGUCACUGAAAUGCUGUUGAAGCCUCGAUUUUAGAUCAUCUAAGUAUCUAAAAAACACCAACCAAACUGGCCUGGUUUUAGCAGAUACAGCCUUUUCACGUCUUUUCACCUGCAAAUCACCAAAGCAAUGUUCACAAUCAGGAUUGAGUUCAAUUAUGACUUUAAUUUUAUUAGUUAAAGGAACAGUCCAACAUUAAGGUAAACUUUCUGUUUCUCUGUCCUCUCGGAUGAGACUAAGAUGUUUCAUAUAGAUAUCAAUUCAUCUCUGUGUGUCCAGUAUAGAGGUAGGUCCAGGAUGUGUUUAUCCUAGCUUAGCACAAAGACUGGCAGCAGGAGGAAACUGCUAGCCAGUGUAGCUACAAAAUCGCUAGCAUAAGCUAUGAAUAGCUAACAUAUCAAAUGUUAUGGUAACUGUUUAGCUAACUGUUGUUAUACCAGGAUGUGUUUAUCCUAGCUUAGCACAAAGACUUGAUGCAGGAGGAAACUGCUUUUAUUACAAAAAAAAUUCUCUUUUGUUAGAACUAGGCUAGCAGUUUCUCCCUGCAUCCAAUCUUUGUGCUAAGCUAGGCUAAAUGCGUCAUAUCUGCACUGUUCACAGAGAGAUACAACUGAUAUCACAAAGAACAACAGGAUUUCACUGAAUGUACGUUUAAAUUGUACUUUUUGCCCAGACCAGCAGCAGGCUGGCGCCGAGGCCUGGUUGGAGUUUGAUCCGCAGGCUGGAAGAGAGUUUGCUAGAAGCUGUUUUAACUGAUUGUACUCGUCUAUUCUGGUCCAGAUUUGACAUGUUCCAGAUAUAAAUAGCUCCCACAAAGCUUUAAAAAGCCACAGACAUCUGUUCAGCUGUCACAUGCUGUCUUUGUGUUCAGAGCUAUUUUGAGUUUCUGACAGUUUAUAUUUAAAACUUCAGUGUGAGUGUGUAACAGCCAAAAACCUUCAACCAAAAGUAAAACUUGACUCCUCCUGAGGUUUCUGCUUCACACUGAUCUGAUGGUACUUUACUCCUGUAAAUGACUGUUACUGAUGUGUGUGUGUGUGUAGAUAAUGUCUGUGUAUGCCAAUACUGGUGCUUAACCUUUUUAUGCUUCAUUAAAUGUGGACUUUAACAUUA